Messenger RNA from Selaginella moellendorffii, 3393 nucleotides. RefSeq lists its product as uncharacterized. Gene Ontology annotation, cellular component: nucleus. Bases 1067 to 2677 code for a protein of 536 amino acids. The record is from RefSeq and is a predicted model, not a curated record. Lineage: Eukaryota; Viridiplantae; Streptophyta; Lycopodiopsida; Selaginellales; Selaginellaceae. The transcript is spliced from 4 exons. Gene Ontology annotation, molecular function: DNA-binding transcription factor activity; sequence-specific DNA binding.
UUGGCCGACGGCGAGCCAGCAUUCUGGAGAUUUCGCCAUAACUGCGCCAAUCACACCCCACGGACGCGAUGUAAGUUCGCCAUUCUCGUGCUAUCCUUGAGCGCACACGCGAUCAACCGAUCUCGCGGUUUCUCCAGGGACAGAAAGGCUGAUCGGAGCGUAUGCCAAGAUUUCCAGGAUUUCCAUAGCGCGGCUUCGAAAAGCGAUCGCUGCAGCGCCUGGUUUUGGCCAAGAUUCCUUCCCACAGCCUCUCGCUGCCGCGGCGCCGCCAGCAUUUAGAUUGGCCCUUUCCAGCUCCGUUAUUGUGCGGCGGCAAGCCUCUCCAUCAGCCAAUUCAUUGCGGGAGAAAAGAGAUUUCGCUGUCGCAACUCUCUGGUGGCUCUGGCGAGCAGCGCUCUGGUUAGCGCAUCCCUUUCACUCGAGUCCAAAGGGGUCAGGGCGGGCAGUAGUGGCAGGCAUAGUUAAUGGGACUUCGUUUUUGGAUGGAGCUACUGGGUGGAACACGACUGGGACUGGGAGGAUUGGGACUGGAGCUGGGAGGAUUUGUUUCGCUUAUCAGACAAAAUGGCUCUCAUCGCACCAGCAGUACACUGGCCUGAUCAUGUUUUUCAUCGGACAGUGUGUUCUUCUUCACCGAGAGACAUCGUCGUGACAGAUCGCUCGUCUGGCUACUCACUGCUUUCCCGAUUCUCGCAAGUGCAACAAGUCCGACAUGCUAGGACCGGUAUGCUAUGCCUGACUUGACAAGCAAGCAAAUUGGUGCUCAUGAUUCCUCUCCGGCUGUGAUCACUGCUGCUGGUCGUCCCUGUUUGCCAUCUCGGUGGUAAAAUGAUCAGCUAAAAGUCUCCUGAAGGAAUGUGAGCUCGAGAAUGGUUGCAAGCGAUGGGCGAAGAGGCUGUCACAAUUCUCGUUGUUUGAAUCACGACCACCAGUAUGCUCACACUGGAAUGCUGGCUCCACAUGUCGGCAGAAGCUGACACCAAAUUCCAAAGAUUUCCUCCAGGGGAAACGUCACGAAUCGUUGGACUAUGGAAAAUUCAUCGAAAGGGGGACGGAGAAAAGCGGCAUGGAUCGCAGGAAAAGGGAUAGGGAGGGAGCAGCGGAUGCUGAGGGAGGAGGACGAACCGACAGCGAGUCGACAAGCUUUGAUGAUGGCUCGUUCCGGAAGCCCGAGAGUGGAGGAGCCUUGGGAUCUGGAGCCGCCAUGGAUUUCAGCUCCGAGAGCGCAGGUGUGGGUGAUACGUUCAAGAAGAAUGUUACCGGAGAGAGGAAAGUUCGCGCCAAGGUAGUAGUCGACUCCCCCAAGCCCGGAAGUGCUCACUCCGUAGAGGUAGAGGUAGACAGGCCCCGUGGUAGCGUUAGACCGUCAGGUGGGAAAGAUCGACAUAGCAAAGUCCAGACUUCCAAGGGGCUUCGGGAUAGAAGAGUGAGGCUCUCGGUGGCGACAGCGAUUCAGUUCUACGACGUGCAAGAUAGGCUGGGAUACGAUCAGCCAAGCAAGGCAGUGGAAUGGCUUUUGAAGAAGGCCAAGGCAGCGAUAGACGACCUUCCACCGGUUCCAUCAGCCGUGGACAGGGCAUCGGGUGGCGCUCACGGAGGAGCAUUCUCUCCAGCAUUGUCCGUGAAGUCAGGACCAGCCAUCCCUCGGUUCUAUCCGCAAGCCAUCGGACUAUCUCCAGGCUCGUCUUCUUUCAGGGAGCCAGAACGGCAAGAGGAGCAAAAGCUACAGGAGCCUUUCCUUGAGAGCCCGUCUGCCAAGGAAGGAGGAGAUGGUGGGAAAGGAGGCGUGGCGAGGCUCGAGUCGAGAGUGAAGGCCAGGGAGAGGGCCAGGGAGCGGAUGAAGGAGAAAACAACAACAACGACAGGUAGAGAUCCUUCCAGCCCUUCGCACUCUCCGGAGGCACAGUCGUUCAUCGCCAGCAGCAUGCCACAUUCGGCUCCAAUGAUACCGUUCGACAGCAGCGCGCUCAAUGUCCCUGAAAGCUUCACCAGCUUGCUCCAGAAUCCUCACGUCCCGUUCCAGAACUUGGCUCCGCCUUCUCAAUCUUACCAAGGCCAAUUCCUCGGGCAGCUCGGCUUCCAACAGGCGCUACUGUCCCUGGAGCAAGUUCCAAGCAGGCAGUUCCAUCCCGCUUUUCCAGGCUUUGCGUCGCUGCCUCUGGCCACCACUCCUCUUGACUUGUCCUUCUUUUCGAACCCGGUUACUUCUCCUGGUCACUUCUCACCUCAGCUAUCAGCGGCAGCAGCAGCACCAAUUUUGUCGUCCAAUCCGCUUCCCUCCGAUCCGUUCGUGCCAUCCAGUCCUCAGUUUCGGCCUUUCUCACUUCUCGAAGAGCCACCACCAUCGUCAUACUUUCAAGGAUUACUGAGGCCGCAGCAUUCUUUUACGAGCUUGUCACCACUGCAGUCUGAGCCGUUUCCAGCGUCCCCGCAGCAGGCUCAUCAUUUUGGUAGUCUACUAGAUAGAAACGUUUCGGGUCCGCGCGAACCCAGCAGCAGCAGUAGCAGGUUUCAUCCUCCAGCGUCUUACUAUCAGUCGGGCUCGCAGCAACAGUUUCCGGCAGUUAUCCAUGGAAUCGGCGGUGAUGAUGAAAUCGUGGAGCUCAACAAGGAUGAUGACGGAGGUGGCGGUGGUCACCACCGCUCGUCCUCGAUUCCGCGAGCUCGACCACCUUAACUACACCAUCAGGCUCAUCAUCAGUGUUGAAAAUCAUCGGUCGCUCUGGAAUGCUUUGAUGACCGAUUAUUGGCCGCCAAUCAGCCGGGACGACGCCAAGUUCAAUGCGACGCAGGGACGAAAACAAGCAAGCCAAGCAACGCUCGUCGAUACAGGCCGCCUUCGUUUUAACAACGAUUUUCAAGUUUGCAACUCCUAGCAGCAGGAACAGCAGCAGCAGCAGCAGCAGCAGCAGCAGUAGCAGCAGAAAGAUGACAGCAUGCGCAGAAGCGUACGAGCGCGGAAUGGGUGCAAUGCAGUUGUCAAUCGCUUUCGCUUUCAAACCCCUUCUCUUAAGUGCGCGAGGUCAGGGAAAUCAGUUCUUCGGUUAUCGCUCACUUUCCACUUUCCGGGUGUGGUUUUGCUUUUGCGGUGGAGUUCUAAGUGUUUAUCAGGAUCCAGAGAUUGGAGAGAAACCAAGAUCAGGAGGUAUGGAUGGAUAGAAUCCAGCGAAAGAAGGAGAUUUUUUUUGGUGGUGGUGGAAGCCAAGUGAGAUGAAAACAAAACAAGCAAAAGAUCGAGAGAGAGGAGACGAUGGGACAGCGAAGAUUAUUUAAUGGCUGUACUGCCGGACAUGCAGCGCGCAUGUGUGUGAGUGCACACACGUAACCUACAUGUGGUGAGAGGAUAUAGCUUCGAUAUAUUCUUAUUGGUAAUAAAAACCAUUGGUUCAUUCU